This is a messenger RNA of Capsella rubella, 1803 nucleotides long. Its product is annotated as cytochrome P450 71B12. Gene Ontology annotation, molecular function: iron ion binding; oxidoreductase activity, acting on paired donors, with incorporation or reduction of molecular oxygen; heme binding. The record is from RefSeq and is a predicted model, not a curated record. Bases 157 to 1653 code for a protein of 498 amino acids. The transcript is spliced from 3 exons. Lineage: Eukaryota; Viridiplantae; Streptophyta; Magnoliopsida; Brassicales; Brassicaceae.
CUACGAAAUGAACUUACUAUUUUCAAAGCAGUCCUCGUAGCCACAUCUCAUGUACGUCUCUCUUCUCAGUUGUCACUAGCUAGAUGUCAUAGUUACUAAUUCACUUCUUCGUCUUCUAUCUCUCCCUCUCCGUAACUUGAAGGUUAAGGAAGCAAAAUGAUGAGUUUGUGGUAUAUCAUUGUUGCAUUCGUGCUCUUUGCAUCUAUACUCAUUACUGCAAAGAACGCAAGAAAGACAAAGAAGAAUCUACCUCCAGGACCACCAAGACUUCCUAUAAUUGGUAACUUGCACCAAUUAGGAUCGAGACCUCAACGUUCGAUGUUCAAAUUAUCUGAACAAUAUGGACCUUUAAUGUCCUUGAAGUUUGGAAAUGUCUCUGCUGUUGUGGCGUCAACUCCAGAGACGGUGAAGGAAGUCUUAAAAACGUUUGACCUAGAAUGUUGUUCGCGGCCUUAUAUGACUUAUGCUGCAAGAAUCACAUACGGUUUAAAAGAUCUCGCUUUUUCUUUCUAUACCAAAUAUUGGAAGGAAGUACGGAAGAUGACGGUCGUUGAGCUCUACACCGCGAAAAGGGUAAAAUCAUUUCAACGUAUAAGACAAGAAGAAGUUGCCUCUUUUGUCCAAUUCAUGAAACAAUCUGCUUCAUUGGAGAAAGCAGUUAACUUGAACCGCAAGUUUGUGAAACUCACUGGGAGUGUGAUUUGUAAAGUUGGAUUUGGGAUCACUCUCAAAGGAAGCAAACUCGAGGAUGCGUAUGAGGAAGUCGUUCAAAAAACCUUGGAGGUGGUGGGGAGCUUUGCAGCUGCGGAUCACUUUCCAGUUAUUGGUAAACUCAUCGAUAGGGUAACAGGGUUACAUAGCAAAUGUGAGAAGGUUUUCAAGUUAUUGGAUUCAUUUUUUGAGCAAUCUAUAGAGCAUCAUUUAGAAAAUCCUAAUAUUAAAGAUGAUAUCAUUGAGUUGCUCCUCAAGAUGGAAAGAGGAGAGACUGGACUUGGAGAAUUUCAACUUACUCGAGACCACACCAAAGGAAUCCUGGUGAACAUUCUUGUUGCUGGAAUAGACACUUCUGGCCAAACUUUGACAUGGGUGAUGACACAUUUGAUUAAAAACCCUAGAGUUUUAAAGAAAGUGCAAGCCGAGGUGAGAGAAGUGAUCAAGAACAAAGACGAUAUUGGAGAAGAAGAUAUAGAAAGAUUGGAGUAUCUGAAAAUGGUGAUUAAAGAAACGUUUAGGAUAAAUCCAAUUGUGCCACUACUAAUUCCAAGAGAGGCUUCAAAAGAUUUAAAGAUUGGAGGUUAUGACAUUCCAAAGAAAACAUGGAUCUAUGUCAACGUUUGGGCUAUUCAUAGGAAUCCAAACGUUUGGAAAGAUCCAGAAGCUUUCAUCCCAGAGAGGUUUAUGGAUUGCCAAAUUGAUUAUAAAGGUCUAGACUUUGAGUUGUUGCCAUUUGGUAGUGGAAGGAGAGUGUGCCCUGGUGUAGUAAUGAGUAUGGCUUUGGUACAUUUGACUCUUAUCAAUCUUCUUUACCGUUUCGAUUGGAAGCUUCCAGAAGGGAUGGAGGUAGAAGAUGUCGAUCUUGAAGAAUCUUAUGGACUUGUUUGUCCUAAGAAGGUUCCACUUGAGCUUAUCCCUGUCCUUACCCAAUGGAGUUGAAGUCAUUUCACUUUUUAAUUUCAUACUUCAAAAUAAGUAAUGUGAAGUUCUUAUAACAUUACUAUAUCAUAAAUAAUGUGUAGUGGUUAUACCAUUACCAUAUCAUAAAGAAUGUGAAGUUCUUGUAUCAUUACCAUAUCAUAAAUAAUG